CUUCGUAAGAAAAAAAAACUUCACAUCCUGCAUUGUGGCUUUAAGACCCGGGCUUCCUUGAAACCGUCGAGUCCCAUUCAGCAAAGCCAAAUUGAUGAACUUCUCCAGCAUUUACAUGUUUUACAACUUUUUUAGACGCUUUUAACUUUUUGCUUUAACGCUUAUUUCUGUCCGACGUGAUCAGCGGUUCCGUCUUUCCGGCUGUUUAGAGCGUUUCUUUUAGUUUUAAGCUUCAGUAUGCGCGUCCGCAAAAAGGGAGUGGCAAAAUAUAAAGAAUUGAUUUUGCCAUAAGUCCUCGAAAGUUUUAAACAGCGGUAAAGUUCCUGUGUGCGGAUCUAAUGGAGCAGCCGUCGUCGGUGAUCACGCAAGUAAGAAGAGAGGAGGAGGAGGAGGAGGAAAACGCUUGUCUUCGUGAGGAAGGUUCUGGUGACCUCUCCAGUUCAAUGAAGCCUUGCAGAAGAGGUUUUCUUCGCAGUCUUUUCAGUUGUCUGUGUCACAAAGGCGCCAAACCACCUCCAGGCAAAACCAACGCGCCGCUCUCGCUAGACGAAAAUGCGACUCUCUCAAAAGUGCCAGGUGAACCACUGCUCCCACAGAUGGAAUCACAUGAUGAAGGGAAGAUCUGCGUGGUCAUUGAUUUGGAUGAAACACUAGUGCAUAGUUCAUUUAAGCCAGUGAACAACGCAGAUUUUAUCAUUCCAGUGGAAAUUGAUGGAACAGUUCACCAGGUGUAUGUGUUAAAGAGACCCCAUGUUGAUGAAUUCCUCAAGAGGAUGGGAGAAUUGUUCGAGUGCGUUCUGUUCACGGCAAGCUUGUCAAAGUAUGCGGAUCCUGUAUCAGACCUGUUGGAUAAAUGGGGGGCCUUCCGAAGCCGUCUCUUCCGGGAGUCGUGCGUCUUCCACAAAGGAAACUACGUAAAAGACCUGAGCCGUUUAGGAAGAGACCUCAACAAGGUUAUCAUCUUAGACAACUCUCCAGCCUCCUACAUCUUCCACCCUGAAAAUGCAGUUCCUGUAGCAUCCUGGUUCAAUGACAUGUCGGACACUGAGCUCCUCGAUCUCAUCCCAUUCUUUGAGAGACUAAGCAAGGUGGAUGACAUCUAUGACAUUCUCAAACAUCAGAGUACUUCACAGAGUUAACAGAGGGGAGAUACUAGGAUGAAGAUGAUCACCAGCGGCUGUCGUCACGGGGCCACGGAGGCCGGUUUGGGGGGGCUGAAGGCUCCACAGUGCUUCCCAAUACAAGGACCACAUUGCAAAAAAAAAAAAGAAA
This is a messenger RNA of Archocentrus centrarchus (flier cichlid), 1272 nucleotides long. RefSeq names its product carboxy-terminal domain RNA polymerase II polypeptide A small phosphatase 1-like. The record is from RefSeq and is a predicted model, not a curated record. Gene Ontology annotation, molecular function: RNA polymerase II CTD heptapeptide repeat phosphatase activity. Lineage: Eukaryota; Metazoa; Chordata; Actinopteri; Cichliformes; Cichlidae. The coding region runs from base 339 to 1139 and encodes 266 amino acids. The transcript has 7 exons.